Messenger RNA from Ochotona curzoniae (black-lipped pika), 2064 nucleotides. RefSeq names its product SH2 domain containing adaptor protein B (gene SHB). The coding region runs from base 380 to 1903 and encodes 507 amino acids. The transcript has 6 exons. NCBI's taxonomy places the organism in Eukaryota, Metazoa, Chordata, Mammalia, Lagomorpha, Ochotonidae. Gene Ontology annotation, molecular function: phosphotyrosine residue binding. The record is from RefSeq and is a predicted model, not a curated record.
GCAGCAGCCGAUCCCCGGCCGCGGCGGAGGUUGCGGCUCCGACGGGACCAGGAGCGCGCGUCGCGGCGGGGGCCUCCCGGGCCUUCCCGUUCUCGGCGAAGCGGCGGGCCGGGACCCCAUGAGACGCGCCCGCGAGGGGCGCGAGAUCCGAAGCCCGGGCGGCGCGCGGCGGAGGCGGAGGGCGGUGCUGCAGCUGCCGGAGCCCGAGAGCUGCCGGCAGGCGGCGGCGAGAACUUGAACUUGGCGUCUGGAGCGGGCGCCCCGGACGCCCCUCGCCGGGGGGCCGGGGCGCCGAGGGACCUGGGCGGCAGCGCUGCCCUCCGGAUGGCCGCGGCAGCGGACCCGGCACCCGCGCCGCGGCCCUAGGCGGCCUCUCGCCAUGGCCAAGUGGCUGAACAAGUACUUCAGCUUGGGCAGCAGCAAGACCAAGAGCCCCCCACAGCCGCCGCGGCCGGACUACCGAGAGCAGCGGCGCCGGGGCGAGCGGCCCUCGCAACCCCCGCAGGCCGUGCCGCAAACGGCUUCGGCGUCCUGCGGUCCGGCCGCCGCCUCUUGCUUCUCAGCCUCGUCGGGCUCGCUGCCCGACGACAGCGGCAGCACGAGCGACCUUAUUCGCGCCUACCGCGCGCAGAAGGAGCGCGACUUCGAGGACCCCUACAACGGGCCCGGCUCGUCGCUGCGCAAACUGCGCGCCAUGUGCCGCCUGGACUACUGCGGCGGCGGCGGCGGGGAGCCAGGCGGGGGCCAACGCGCCUUCUCCGCCUCGUCCGCGUCGGGCGCCGCGGGCUGCUGCUGCGCCUCCUCCGGCGCCGGCGCCGCCGCGUCUUCGUCGUCGUCCUCCGGCUCCCCGCACCUCUACCGGAGCAGCAGCGAGCGGCGGCCAGCCACGCCGGCCGAGGUGCGGUACAUCUCCCCCAAGCACCGGCUCAUCAAAGUGGAGAGCGCCGCGGGCGGCGGCGCGGGGGACCCUGCGGGGGGCGCCUGCUCCGGCGGCCGCACCUGGAGCCCCACGGCCUGCGGGGGCAAGAAGCUGCUCAACAAGUGCUCCGCCGCGGCCGCCGACGAGAGCGGAGCCGGCAAGAAAGACAAGGUGACCAUAGCUGAUGACUACUCGGAUCCCUUUGAUGCCAAGAACGAUCUCAAAAGCAAAGCGGGAAAGGGUGAGAGUGCUGGCUACAUGGAGCCCUACGAGGCCCAGAGGAUCAUGACAGAAUUCCAGCGGCAGGAAAGCGUCCGCUCCCAGCACAGAGGCAUCCAACUGUACGACACCCCUUAUGAGCCCGAAGGCCAGAGUGUCGACUCGGACUCAGAGAGCACCGUCAGUCCCCGGCUGCGCGAGAGCAAGCUGCCCCAGGAUGAUGACAGGCCUGCCGACGAGUAUGACCAGCCCUGGGAGUGGAACCGGGUCACCCUCCCUGCCCUGGCAGCCCAGUUCAACGGCAACGAGAAACGACAGUCAUCCCCUUCACCUUCCCGGGACCGGCGACGUCAGCUUCGUGCCCCUGGAGGAGGCUUCAAGCCCAUCAAACAUGGCAGCCCUGAGUUCUGCGGGAUCCUGGGUGAGAGAGUAGACCCCACCGUCCCACUCGAGAAGCAAAUAUGGUAUCACGGAGCCAUCAGCAGAGGAGACGCUGAGAACCUGCUGCGACUGUGCAAGGAGUGCAGCUACCUUGUCCGGAACAGCCAAACCAGCAAGCACGACUACUCCCUCUCCCUGAAGAGUAAUCAGGGUUUCAUGCACAUGAAACUGGCCAAAACCAAAGAGAAGUACGUCCUGGGCCAGAACAGCCCACCGUUUGACAGUGUCCCGGAAGUCAUCCACUACUACACCACCCGGAAGCUGCCCAUCAAAGGUGCGGAGCACCUGUCCCUCCUCUACCCAGUGGCCGUGCGGACCCUGUGAGCAGAGCGGCCCCGGGUGGGGGCUGGGACCCCGCAGCCGCCCGCCUGCCUGCCUGCCUGCUGCCAGUGACCAGUCUGUGUCAUGUGUAUGGUACCACUGCGUGUCCCCAGAAGGCUGUCGCCACUCAGCACUCGGCCGGGGCUGGGGAAGAAGGCCUAGUU